Molecule: messenger RNA, 570 nt
Organism: Brassica oleracea var. oleracea
Lineage: Eukaryota; Viridiplantae; Streptophyta; Magnoliopsida; Brassicales; Brassicaceae
Exons: 2
Coding region: 1-570 (189 amino acids)
Source: RefSeq, a predicted model, not a curated record
AUGGCAAACAUUGAGAAACUCCAGUUCCCGGCUCUGAAAGUAACCGGCGAAAAUUAUGUCAGGCGGGUCACAAAUGUGAAACCUUAUCUUGUAAUAAAAAAGAUAACCGAAGCGAUAAAAUUCGGUAACAAAUCGCCACCCGAGCAUAUAGCCGAAGCGAUAAUCUUCCUGAAGAAGCAUUUAGAUGAGAAUCUAACUCACGACUAUGGAGACGUUGAGGACCCAGUAGUACUAUGGCAAGCCUUGAAAGACAGAUUCGAUAAUCAAAAGGAAAUCAAUCUCCCUCACGCUCUUGAAGAGUGGAAAACCCUGAGGUUUCAGGAUUUCCAAAGGGUUAGAGAUUACAAUUCCACUAUCUUGAGGAUAGUUGCACAAUUAAAAUAUUGUGGUAACCCUGUCACCGAAGCAGAAAUGCUUGACAAGACAUACAAUACUUUCCACAAAGAACACAAUGUCUUAUCCCGAAUUUACAGAAAAUGUGGGUACACCAAAUUUUCUGAAUUGAUGGCCAAGACAAUAUUGUGUCUGUCCAAGAUCUUUCAUCUCAAAUUCUCCUUUGAGAUAGUCUGA